Messenger RNA from Sciurus carolinensis (gray squirrel), 3687 nucleotides. It is a transcript of the gene Klhl17, whose product is annotated as kelch like family member 17. The record is from RefSeq and is a predicted model, not a curated record. Gene Ontology annotation, molecular function: protein binding. NCBI's taxonomy places the organism in Eukaryota, Metazoa, Chordata, Mammalia, Rodentia, Sciuridae. Bases 997 to 3048 code for a protein of 683 amino acids. The transcript is spliced from 12 exons.
CUCACCGCGUGCGCCGCACUUCCGGUCCCAGAAUGCCGCGCGCUGCCGCACUUCCUCAGAAUCGGCUCUGCCCCCGGCCGCGCCCCGCCCAGUCGCUGGCUCUGCGAUUCUCGACCGCGGAGCCUGCGGCCUCCAGGCGGGAGGGCGGGUUCUCACCCUCAGCGCCUCCGGUGGACUCUGGCACGACUCCGGCACCCAUGCGCAGAAACGCGGGCCAGCUCUGCGCUCUUCUCCGUGACACGCUGUAAUAACGGCUCCCACCUGGGGAAACGGUGCGGGUGCAGUGCGCUGACAACACACAAAACGUGCGACAGCGGAGACUUCGAAACAAACAGCACACAAAUCAACGACAAGCCAAGGGUCUAGUGGGGAAAACAGAAGAGAAACGGCAGCGAUACAGACAGGCAGUUCGUCAGGAAUCAGACCAUGCUGGGAGGCUGGACAGGCUUCGCUUGAUCCAGCGAGGCCGGAGCAAAAACCCCGUGUCUUUCUCGCUGGGCAGUCCGCAGUCCCUGGCAGCACCAUCCACUUACGGUGCAGCGAGGCGCCACGGAAAACGCACCCGAGCCUCUGCCCAGGGCGUGCGGGGCUGAGCGGAGAGGGUGCACGCCUCCUUCCGGUCUGUGGGGUCCGCGGGCCUGUACGGCCAGACCGGACGGCCAGCGCACGGCGCAAGGCUUAACCCUCCGCAGCACAGCCGGCAGGUGACCGGUCAUCUGAGGCCUGGAGCUCGUCUCGCCUGGGGCGGUACGCGGGGCCCGAGGGCUUCGUGAGGAGGCGACCGGGUGCCGCGACUCCCGAAGGACCGGUGUCUAAGGCUGGAUCCUGGAGGCCUUCUCGGAGUGCGAGAUACCGGGCGGGCGGCGCCGAGAAACAGCGGCUGCAGCCGGACAGGCGCGCGACGCUGAGGGGCCACCGCAGCCCAGCAGCCCUCCAGCAGUCUCGCUCGCUGGUCCUGCGCGCUUCGCGGCCGGCGGCAGUUCGGCGGUCGAGCUGAUGCAGCCGCGGGGCGAGCGCCCGGCCGGCAGGACGCAGAGCCCGGAGCACGGCAGCCCGGGGCCGGGGCCCGAGGCGCCGCCGCCGCAGCCGCCGGCCCCGGAGACAGAGCGAGCGAGGCCCAGGCAGGCCCGGCCUGCAGCCCCCAUGGAGGGUGCCAUGCAGCUACUGAGCCGCGAGGGCCACAGUGUGGCCCACAACUCCAAGCGGCACUACCACGAUGCCUUCGUAGCCAUGAGCCGAAUGCGGCAGCGUGGCCUCCUGUGUGACAUCGUCCUGCAUGUGGCCGCCAAGGAGAUCCGUGCACACAAGGUGGUGCUGGCCUCCUGUAGCCCCUACUUCCACGCCAUGUUCACAAAUGAGAUGAGCGAGAGCCGCCAGACUCAUGUGACACUGCAUGACAUCGACCCUCAGGCCUUGGACCAACUGGUGCAGUUUGCAUAUACCGCUGAGAUUGUGGUGGGCGAGGGCAACGUGCAGACGCUGCUCCCAGCUGCCAGCCUGCUACAGCUGAAUGGCGUCCGGGAUGCCUGCUGCAAGUUCCUGCUGAGUCAGCUGGACCCCUCCAACUGCCUGGGUAUCCGGGGCUUUGCCGACACACACUCGUGCAGCGACCUGCUCAAGGCGGCACACAGGUAUGUGCUGCAGCACUUUGUGGACGUGGCCAAGACGGAGGAGUUCAUGCUGUUGCCACUGAAGCAGGUGCUAGAAUUGGUCUCUAGUGACAGUCUGAACGUGCCUUCAGAAGAAGACGUCUAUCGUGCAGUCCUGAGCUGGGUCAAACAUGAUGUGGACACUCGGAGGCAGCACGUUCCAAGAGGACACCAUGGGGGCAAUGCAGGCAUCUGUCUCAAGAACCCAUCGUACAGGUGGUACGGGCAUCUGAGCCAGGGUCUCGGCCCUGGGGCAAGUGUGCCUGAGGGUCCCCUGACCCUGGCACUCCUGCCCCAGCUGAUGAAGUGUGUGAGGCUGCCCCUGCUGAGCCGCGACUUCCUGCUGGGCCACGUGGAUGCUGAGAGCCUGGUGAGGCAUCACCCCGACUGCAAGGACCUGCUCAUUGAGGCCCUCAAGUUCCACCUGCUGCCCGAGCAGAGGGGUGUGCUGGGCACCAGCCGCACACGGCCCCGGCGCUGUGAGGGUGCCGGUCCUGUGCUCUUUGCCGUGGGUGGUGGGAGCCUUUUUGCCAUCCAUGGGGACUGUGAAGCAUAUGACACUCGAACUGACCGCUGGCAUGUGGUGGCCUCCAUGUCCACACGCCGGGCCCGAGUGGGAGUGGCUGCUGUCGGAAACCGGCUGUAUGCUGUGGGCGGCUAUGAUGGGACCUCAGACCUGGCUACCGUGGAGUCGUAUGACCCCGUGACCAACACGUGGCAGCCUGAGGUGUCUAUGGGCACGAGGCGCAGCUGCCUGGGGGUAGCUGCCCUGCACGGGCUCCUGUACGCAGCUGGCGGCUACGAUGGGGCCUCCUGCCUCAACAGUGCUGAACGCUAUGACCCCCUGACGGGAACAUGGACAUCCAUCGCUGCCAUGAGCACCCGAAGGCGAUAUGUGCGCGUGGCCACACUCGAUGGGAACCUGUAUGCCGUGGGUGGAUACGACAGCUCUUCACACCUGGCCACUGUGGAGAAGUAUGAGCCCCAGGUGAAUGCAUGGACCCCGGUGGCCUCCAUGCUUAGCCGACGCAGCUCUGCAGGCGUGGCGGUGCUGGAGGGUGCCCUGUAUGUGGCCGGGGGUAACGACGGCACCAGCUGCCUCAACUCAGUGGAGAGAUACAGCCCCAAGGCCGGCGCCUGGGAAAGCGUGGCACCCAUGAACAUUCGCAGGAGCACACACGACCUGGUGGCCAUGGAUGGAUGGCUGUAUGCUGUAGGCGGCAAUGACGGCAGCUCCAGCCUCAACUCCAUCGAGAAGUACAACCCAAGGACCAACAAGUGGGUGGCUGCGUCCUGCAUGUUCACGCGGCGCAGCAGUGUGGGUGUGGCCGUGCUGGAGCUGCUCAACUUCCCGCCGCCAUCCUCGCCCACGCUGUCCGUGUCCUCCACCAGCCUCUGACCCACAGCACUGACCACAGAGAGGCCCUGCAGCCUCCCACAUGCCUUAAGCCCCUCGGGUCAACCCCAGCACCUCCCUCUCCACUGCCACGUGUCGGGGACACGUGGACCAGGGACAUCCUGCACCGUUUGUCCACAUCUCUGUGUUCAUUCCUCCGCGUUCCUCUAUGUGUGUGCUGUUUAUUUAUUUACUCACCUAUUUAUUGAUUCAUUAUUUAUUGAUGGAUGACCACUGCUGCAGUUACCAGUUCAUAUGUUUACUCUCAAAGUGUUGGCUCUCCUGUGCACAGGGGACCAAGCUACUCUCCAAGUGUCCUCCCACCACUAGAGGGAGGUCAGUGGCCCAGUCCGGACUCUGUAGACCCUGGGUCAGGUGCACAGCAGCAGCCAGAGUCAGAGUGGGAGCAGGGCAGGGGUUUUCAAACAGAUGCAGACACAUAGCCUGCACUUUGUACACUACCCUUACUCGGCCCAGCCAGGGCUGUCCCCAGGAAGGGCUCAAAGACUCCCUUCCUGUGUCCUGUGUCUGCAGGGUGGUGUCUUUUCUGGAUCUCACAUGGGGCUGGGGCACGUGCACUGAGUCCCUACUCAGCAAUAUGAAACAACUUGAACAAUAAACAUGUUUCUUGGGCUCCCUGAG